Suillus clintonianus is the source of this 297-nucleotide messenger RNA. RefSeq lists its product as uncharacterized. Bases 1 to 297 code for a protein of 98 amino acids. The record is from RefSeq and is a predicted model, not a curated record. The transcript has 3 exons. Lineage: Eukaryota; Fungi; Basidiomycota; Agaricomycetes; Boletales; Suillaceae. Gene Ontology annotation, cellular component: mitochondrial inner membrane; mitochondrion. Gene Ontology annotation, biological process: mitochondrial respiratory chain complex IV assembly.
AUGGGUGGUCCAAAUCUUGAAGUUUUCAAAUUCGGUCUGUACUUGUUUGUGCCCGUCAUGGCCUUGCUGCAUUUCGGUGAUCCUGCUUGGUACCAUAACCACGUCCUUCCAUAUAAGGACCAUCUAUUCCCGGCUCCGGAUAGGACAUACAGCAAAAUACCAACAGAUCAAACCGCCAUCCGAGAAGAGCUUGCAAGGAUAAAAGCGGAUAAACUUGCACGACGAAUGGAGCGUGAUAAAGAGACACAGUCAGAGGCAGCUGCACAGAGUUCAAAAGGGUGGUUCAAAUGGUGGUAG